Molecule: messenger RNA, 874 nt
Organism: Meleagris gallopavo (turkey)
Lineage: Eukaryota; Metazoa; Chordata; Aves; Galliformes; Phasianidae
Source: RefSeq, a predicted model, not a curated record
AAACUGAUGAAAGUGAUGGGAAAUUGCUUCAUUAUUUCAGAGCCUCACUCAAAAUAUUUUAUUUCUUUCAGAGACUUGAAGAUAGAAAAUCUGUUGCUAGAUGAAGACAACAAUAUCAAGCUCAUUGACUUUGGACUGAGCAACUGUGCAGGCAUCCUGGGUUAUUCUGAUCCAUUCAGCACCCAGUGUGGGAGCCCAGCAUAUGCAGCCCCUGAACUUCUGGCAAGGAAAAAAUAUGGGCCCAAAAUAGACGUUUGGUCCAUUGGGGUGAACAUGUACGCGAUGUUGACUGGAACAUUACCUUUUACUGUGGAGCCAUUCAGCUUAAGAGCUUUGUACCAGAAAAUGGUGGACAAAGAAAUGAACCCUUUUCCCACCCAACUCUCCACAGCGGCCAUAAACUUUCUACGAUCUCUACUAGAGCCAGAUCCUGCAAAGAGACCAAACAUCCAGCAGGCACUUGCGAAUCGGUGGCUUAAUGAGAAUUACCCUGGGAGAGCACCACCUAAUGUCACAUAUCCAAACAGAAUCCACUUGGAGGACCUCAGCCAAAGCGUGCUGCUCCAUAUGACUGAGAAGCUUGGCUAUAAGAACAGCGAUGUCAUCAACACUGUGCUCUCAAACAGGGCAAGUCACACACUUGCUAUCUACUUUCUUCUUAAUAAGAAGCUGGAGCGCUACCUGGCAAGCCUUAGAAAAUCUGAAGUCCAGGACAAUAUUUGCCACAAGAACCAGCUAUACCAGAUUGACAAGUACAAGGCAAAUAAAGACUCCUAUGAGGUAAAGCUCAUUAAAGCUUCUUAAGGUAUUUGAAAAACAGGCUGAAUUUGAGGAUCUCCAGCAGUUGGGAUUAAGACAAUGAGUUUCUGGAACU